Suricata suricatta (meerkat) is the source of this 2168-nucleotide messenger RNA. RefSeq names its product family with sequence similarity 83 member E (gene SACK1E). The record is from RefSeq and is a predicted model, not a curated record. The transcript is spliced from 5 exons. The coding region runs from base 189 to 1676 and encodes 495 amino acids. NCBI's taxonomy places the organism in Eukaryota, Metazoa, Chordata, Mammalia, Carnivora, Herpestidae.
GCCUGACCAAGACCGAGCCAGCUGACGGGUCAGUGGGGGCUUUGUGUGGCCAGCGGGCCGGAAGCUGUUGCACGGCGGCAGAGCAUAGAGAAGUGCCUGAGGCCAGGAGGCCCCCCCCAGAUGGUCUGUCCCUGGAGACGGCCAAACCCUCAGACGCCCAGCCUCGGCUGUCACACCCAAACAGCCCCAUGGCAGCCUCCCAGCUGGCAGCGCUGGAGGGAGUGGAGUCGGGGGCCGGGGGGCUGCCCUUGACGGAGGCCAGCCCCGGCUUCCUGUAUUCCGAGGGCCAGCGGCUGGCACUCGAGGCUUUGCUGAGCAAGGGAGCGGAGGCGUUCGAGGCCUGCGUGCGGCGUGAGGGGCUGCGGCCCUUCCUGAGCGGGGAAGAGCAGCGGAGCCUGGCGGCAGCGGCCGAGGACUGGACAGCACCCAAGCAGCCGCCAGACAGGGUGGCAGAGGGAGCCGCGGCCACCGAGGGGGACUCGGGCAGCCUGACCUACUGGCCCGGACGGUCAGAGGACCUGCUGCCCACACUGCGGUUGGGCUGGCCAGAGGACCCGGCCUGGAAGGGAAUCACCCGGGCACAGCUCUAUACGCAGCCACCCGAGGAGGGCCAGCCGCCCCUCAAGGAGCUGGUGCGCCGGGAAAUCCAAGCUGCCCACAAGCUAGUGGCCGUGGUCAUGGAUGUCUUCACUGACCCAGACCUGCUUUCGGACCUGGUAGACGCCGCCACACGCCGCUGGGUGCCUGUCUAUCUUCUCCUGGACCGCCAGCAGCUGCCUGCCUUCCUGAUCCUGGCCCAGCAGCUGGGGGUGAACCCCUGGGCCACGGAGAACCUCGACAUCCGGGUCGUGCGGGGCUGCAGUUUCCAGAGCCGCUGGCGACGGCAAGUGAGCGGCAGCGUGCGUGAGAAGUUUGUGCUGUUGGACGGCGAGAGGGUGCUCUCCGGAUCCUACAGCUUCACGUGGAGCGACUCCCGCCUGCAUCGAGGCCUGGUGACCCUGUUGACCGGUGAGAUUGCUGACGCCUUCAGCCGAGAGUUCCGGACCCUGUACGCGGCCUCCUGGCCCCUCCCGGCUGCGCCCGGCUCGGGCCCCUUCGUCAGCACCGUGGAGGGGCUGCGGCUGGCCCACAACCCCCACCGUGUGGCCCGCCGCCGCGCUGUGGCCCCCAAGUCACCGCCACCGCCCGACGGCCCGCUGGCCCAACGCUUGGCCGCCUGCCGAGUCUUUGACGGGAACAGGCAGGAGACCCCGGCCACCCCAGGGCCGGCGCUGAGCGACAUCCUGAGGAGUGUCCAGCGGACCCGGACCCCCAGCGGCCCCCCGGCCCGGCCUAGCCGCUCCCUGUGGGACCUGAGCUGCCUGUCCCAGCUGUCCGGCUCCAGCGGCGGUGACAGCGAGCUCAAGAAAUCCUGGGGUUCCAAGGACACCCCCGCGAAGGCCCUGAUGAGGCAGCGGGGCAUGGGAGGGGCCCCCUGGGGGGAGACAGAGCCCCGUCCUCCGGGCCGGUCCCAGUCCCCAGGCGGCCCCCUGCCCCACCUCCCUGCCCGCCGCCUCCAAUAUCUGUCCUCGGCCGGCAGGAGGUUUGGUGAGGAUGCUGCCUCCAAGCCCCAGGAACCCCGAGGCACCCCGCAGUCGGACUGGGCUACCCAGGCAGGACUCAGGGGGCGACCUUGACGGGACCCAAAGCCACGCUGGGCUGGCCUGCCCACGGCCAGCUCCCAGAACCCCCACUCCCUCCAUGUUGUGCCUUGGACAAGGCUUCUGGCCUCCUAGUGUCUGGGAAGCAGUAGGGAUUUCCUCUGCUUUGUUCUAGAACGUGGGCAAGCCCAGUGCUCAGUCUGGAUGAAUGGGCGGAAAGUCUUGACCAGCUGGCACCCCAGGGCAGGGUAUGUCCCAUUGUAGGGCGGGGAGUCCCCAGGACAGGGUGGGGAGCCUCCUGUACCCACCGGGCCUUGGAGCUGUGGGUAAACUGAGCUUGGGAGAGGAGAGGAGAGGAGAGAAUCCAGUCCAGGGAGCAGGGCUUAAUAAUGAGGGGCAGGAAAUUGAUGGGGACCCCUGCUGGGGGGCAGGUCAGGGCAGUAGGCCCUGGGACUGUUUUGUGGGUGUUAAGGGGCAUGUUGUUGGGGCUCCCUUUACCUCUGCUCAGAAUAAAGCUGCUUUAUGCCA